Pogoniulus pusillus (Red-fronted tinkerbird) is the source of this 1996-nucleotide messenger RNA. RefSeq names its product BTB domain containing 19 (gene BTBD19). NCBI's taxonomy places the organism in Eukaryota, Metazoa, Chordata, Aves, Piciformes, Lybiidae. The coding region runs from base 52 to 1089 and encodes 345 amino acids. The transcript is spliced from 8 exons. The record is from RefSeq and is a predicted model, not a curated record. Gene Ontology annotation, molecular function: protein binding.
CGUGGCGGUCUGGCGCCGCUGCUGCCUGCCAGGUUUCCCUAGCAAUGAGCCAUGCCGUACGGCGCAGCGGCCUCCUCCCCAGGCCGCCCAGCCUGCCGCCUCUUGCCUCCCGCCUGGCCCCUGCCAGCCUCCCGCCUUCCUCCGCCGCCUUGCCCGUGCCGCCCUCCCCGAGGCAGCAAGCCCAUGGCCGGAUCCAUCUCGGCGCGGCUGCAGGGCGAAGCGGCCGCCUUCACCGCCGCCCUCCGCACCCUGGUCAACAACCCCCAGUUCAGUGACGUGACAUUUGUGGUGGGCCCGGAGCAGCAGAAGGUGUUUGCGCACCGCUGCGUGUUGGUGUGCCGCUGCCAGGCUUUCCAGGGGAUGCUCUGCCAGGGGCCAGGGGACAGUGAGGACUCCCCCAGCGGUGUCCCACCCCAGGGCCCCUUCGUCCUGGGAAAUGUGCAGCCUGAGGUCUUCCUGACUGUCAUCGAGUUCCUCUACACGAACAGCGUCACCCUCAACAAACACAUUGCACUGGAGGUGCUGACUUCAUCAGUAGAAUAUGGCCUGCAGGACCUGUGCAAGCUCUGUGUCACGUUCAUCAAGGACACCCUGAGCAUUGAGCAGGUCUGCGAGGCUCUGCAGGCUGCGGUGACCUAUGGGCAGGCAGACCUCCAGCAGCACUGCCUGUCCUUCAUUGAGGGCUGCACUGCGGCAGUUAUACGGACACGGGGCUUCCACGAGCUCUCUGAUGUGGUGCUUGCACGGGUGCUGCGCAGUGACCGCCUGGACGUGGACGAGCUGGACCUGGUACAAGCUGUGAGGGAGUGGGCACACGUCAGCUCACAGGCUGUCCUGGAGCGCCCAGUAUCCGAGGUGGCUGCCCUGCCCGUGCAAGAGCUACGCUUGCCCUUACUAGCACCCAGCGAGCUGGCAACACUGGAAACACACAACCAGCACGAUCUGCUUAUCCCGAUGGAAAGCAUCGCAGCGGCCUGGCGGUCCCAUGCACUGAGGAAGGGGAGUGGGGUGCCCUCCCACCUCUGCCGGCCUCGGCGUGGCACACGGCCCCGUGAGCACCACCGCCGCCUUGACCCGCAUGCCAAGUAGGGGCUGGGUGUUGAGGUUACCCCCAGUCCAAUCUGGGGGCUCGGGCAGCAGCAGUGCCUCCCAAGCAGCAGUGGGGCAGGCUGUGGGGCUGGGCCCUACCAGAGGUGCUUCCCUGGUCAAGAGCAUCAACACAGUGCUUUGCCUCGCAGCUUCGGGGUGAGAGGAGCAUGCCUGAGUCACCCCAAGCCAAGUGCAGGGAGUGGAGUGGGGGGUCAGAGCUGGGCCGUGGGAUGGGUGCGAGGACACCCAGGGGCCCGCACGCAGCCUGGGUAGUGAUCCCAGGGGUGGUGGGGCUGCGGGGGGUCCUUUGCGAGAUGGGGACGCGGCGAGCUCGGCCUCUCGCAGCCCCACCGCCGCUCCCCUAGCCGGGCCCUUUGCUGAGCCUCUUCCCCGGAGCUGUGCUGCCCUCGGCCGGCAGCGAGGCUGCGCUGCAGCAGGCAGCGAGCGCCGACACAGCCCCGCCUCCACCCCACGGCAGCGAUGGGAAGGGGCUGAGCGGCCUGAGAGAUAGGGUCUUGGAGGCGAGACCGUGGGAGGAGAGGAACCAGUAGCUCUGCACCCACUCGGCACCGCCGCUCCCACGCCAGUGACCCCUCUCUCAUCCCGAACCCCAGCCCAAGCGGCUGCCUUGGCAGCGCUUUCCAGCCCCUCACAGCCUCCGGGACACGCUCGCACAGCGCCAGGCUGUCAGCCCCUCCGCAACCCCUUCUUGCACACCCCACCGCAUGUGGGUCUGUCCCAAGCACCCCCCACCCCCUCCGCUCUGUGCCACUCAGGAGAAAGGGCCAGACAAAUCAGGUAAUUUAUAUAUAAUAUAUAUAUUUACUCUUUAAAAAUAAACCUUCGGUCCCCACUACCGCCUGUACAAACUACAAAAAUAAACCUUUGCUCUCUUUGAUAUAAAUAA